AUGACGAAAGAGCUGACGCCACGCCGCCCACCCCACAGCCGCCGGUGCCCGCACACACCGCCCCGCCCCGCCCCGCCCGCCCGCGAGGUUGCCCGCGCGCGCGCUCGCGGUCGCGCCGGUCCCGCGGGACACGUCCCGCCAGGGCCCCCGCCCGCCCCGCCCGCGGCCGGAGUUCCCACGGCGCCCGCCAGAGCCCUGCGCCGCCCGUCCUCCUCGUCGCCGAGCCCGUCCGCGCCUUUCGCGAACAUGGCGCUUGUCCCUUGCCAGGUGCUGCGGGUGGCCAUCCUGCUGUCCUACUGCUCUAUCCUGUGCAACUACAAGGCCAUCGAAAUGCCCUCGCACCAGACCUACGGAGGGAGCUGGAAAUUCCUGACUUUCAUUGAUCUGGUUAUUCAAGCUGUCUUUUUUGGCAUCUGUGUGCUGACCGAUCUUUCCAGUCUCCUGACUAGAGGAAGUGGGAGCCAAGAACAAGAGAGGCAGCUCAAGAAGCUCAUCUCUCUCCGGGACUGGAUGCUGGCUGUGUUGGCCUUUCCUGUUGGGAUUUUCGUUGUAGCGGUGUUCUGGAUCAUUUAUGCCUAUGACAGAGAGAUGAUUUACCCGAAGUUGCUUGAUAAUUUUAUCCCAGGGUGGCUGAAUCAUGGAAUGAUGAAGAAACUGAGGCUUAGAAGGUUUCUGACACCAGAAGGGCCUUAGCUGAGAACAAAUGAUUACAUCAUGUGCUAUAGAAGAAGAGUCCUGGGCAAUCUGGCCUGUUGUCUACAUCCCUAAACUGUACAGUGUUACCUUCUGGUUAGAGAAUAAAUGACAAUCUUUGCAGAUCCUGGCACCAUCUAAUGUUGCGAAUGAAUGGUUUAUUAAGUUUGUAUGAAGUUAUUAGAACUUCAGCUGGACGCUCCUAAUUUUCCCUUGAUUCACUUUGAUGGGUUAAAAUUCUCACUCUUGGAGAAAAACACUACUUAGAAAUGCAAGGAGGAUUUGAGUGACAGAAGUAUUUAGGAAAGGGAAAAAUAAAUUAACGAACAUGUCAAGUCCUCUCAGAUAAUAUGAGCUCAAUAGGUUUCUUUCCCAAUGAAUUUUGUCUUAGAAAAGCUGAAUGACCAUUUCUUGGCUUUUUUUCGUGUUCCAAUUCAUGGUUCCAGAAUUACUCACAAAGAAGUUGCAUUUGAUGGCUGAGGAAUAUUUUGCAAUAUUAAACAGUUUACAUUACUCUAAAUAUGUAUAUGUGAAACUUUAAAUACAUCAUGCAUAAAACAUGGUGCUGAUGCUUUGGAUUGGCAAUUAAAAUAUGAACAUUCAGUGCUGCAAUCAUGAAUAAUUUAAUCUUUAUAAAAAAUGUGUAAUAUGAUUUAUGAAGCAUCAAAAAAUUAAAUCAGCAUUUUCAGCUUUUUAAAAAUUGUACUUAAUUAAUUAUAGUUUGUAUUUGCCUUUAAUUUUAAUAGCUACUUCUGAAUAUCUAAUUUUAAAGUAUGAAAAUAAUUCAUUAAAAUUUUUACAUUUAUUUAAUGUUCAUAUUUUGAUGAAAACACUCAAGUUGUAUACACUUUAAUUAUAAUUAAAUUUUAUUUUUAAUUGAUAUUUUAGAUUAAUACUGUCAGUAGAGCUCCAGUUUUGUAAGAAUUUCCAUUAUAAAAACAUAUUUAGUGAAUUUGCUGAAAUGAAGGCAAGAAAAUAAAAUUUGGGGAUAUUUAUAUUAUACUAAAUAUUUACAUUUGUAAUUUAUAAAUUUUACUACUCAUCCAAUCAUAUUUUUUAUUUUGUUUUACAAAAAUAUAUCAAAGAAUGUAGGAGGAUAGAACAUAUUUUAUUUAAUACUGUCUAGUUUAAUUUGUAAUCGUCAAAUAUUUCUGCAAAUGGUUUACGGCUCUCUAGGCCUGCUCACUAUCAUUGCCUGCUUAGAUCUUUAUAACUACAAGAAUUCCAAGAGAGAAUGUACUCUGUUCUUACGUAUAGAAUCAUAUUCAUUGUUUGAAGAAUCUCAACAUAAUUUCUAGGGAUCCAGAGCCCUGAACCACAGAACUGAGAUGCAGUGUAUAAGUCUAUCAUGACACCAUUUCAGGAGAAUCAUCAAGUCAGUCUUGAAUUUGCAGCAUUCAAACAGGCAUAAGAGAAAACUUACAGGGUCUGAAAUCCACAGGGGUUUCAAUUUUGAUUUACACUAAAGUUGCCAAAAGUUAGACAUGAUUAUAACUAAAGGAAAAUAUCCUAUCUCUUUCUUUCCAUUGUCUUCCUCUUUUCUCUCAGCAAGCAAUCCUAGAAUUUAUUUGCAGAAGGGAAGAGGAAAUGGGUGAAUAGAAGGGUAAUACACCCUUGCUGUGUAAACACUAGCUUAUCUCCAGGCUACAUUAAAAUAGCACACACCCACACACGCUCCACACAAAGAAUUUUAAUUUACUACAACUAAAAAUACAAACAUAUAAAGUAUAGCACAUUUAUUUAUUUGUUUGUUUAUUUAUUUAUUUGAUUUUGGCCGCAUUGGGUCUUCACUGCUGCGCAUGGGCUUUCUCUAGUUGCGGCGAGCGGGGGCUACUCUUCCUUGCAGUGCACGGGCUUCUCAUUGUGGUGGCUUCUCUUGUUGCAGAGCACAGGCUCUAGGCGCAAGAGCUUCAGCAGUUGUGACACGCAGGCUCAGUAGUUGUGGCUCGCGGGCUCUAGAGUGCAGGCUCAGUAGUUGUGGUGCACAGGCUUAGCUGCUCCGUGGCAUGUGGGAUCUUCCCAGACCAGGGCUCGAAACCCAUGUCCCCUGCAUUGGCAGGUGGAUUCUUAAACACUGCACCACCAGGGAAGCUCCAGUAUAGCACAUUUAAAUGGAGUCAGUUCAAUAUCCAAAAUCAAAAAUUGUUCUGUCCUUGCAACCCUAUUAUCUUUGUAUUCCCAGAAAUUCAAACAGCAUACCUGCCCAUUAGUUAUUCACUAAGUGUUGAUAAUGUAAAGGAUGUUUGUGUAGUUGCUUUUGAAACUUAGAAGAAUGUCAAGUUUACAUUUAUUUCUUUCUAUCACCUUUUAUUCUCAGUCCACUGAGAAUCAGACAAAAGAAAAACAGAAGUGAUAUCAGCAAAUGAA
Messenger RNA from Orcinus orca (killer whale), 3060 nucleotides. It is a transcript of the gene AIG1, whose product is annotated as androgen induced 1. The coding region runs from base 1 to 693 and encodes 230 amino acids. The transcript is spliced from 4 exons. Lineage: Eukaryota; Metazoa; Chordata; Mammalia; Artiodactyla; Delphinidae. Gene Ontology annotation, cellular component: membrane; endomembrane system. The record is from RefSeq and is a predicted model, not a curated record.